Molecule: messenger RNA, 1785 nt
Organism: Linepithema humile (Argentine ant)
Lineage: Eukaryota; Metazoa; Arthropoda; Insecta; Hymenoptera; Formicidae
Product: ETS homologous factor-like
Biological process (GO): cell differentiation; regulation of transcription by RNA polymerase II
Cellular component (GO): nucleus
Molecular function (GO): DNA-binding transcription factor activity, RNA polymerase II-specific; sequence-specific DNA binding
Source: RefSeq, a predicted model, not a curated record
UGCCCGACCGCGGUCUCGGAUCCUACUGCAGUCUCUUAUUUGUCUUCCCCGUCAUUCUGCGCCGAGUAAAGACCUCGUGCACAAUCGCUCGGGAACCACAUGGUGGGAACGCCGUCGCUGCCUGUUGAUACCGAUAUAGUAGUGAGCACAUUAUCUCCGGUAUAAAAAGUCUCGUAUACUCAGCCGAAGAUCUCGAAAGCGAUGAACUGUUAUCGCGCGACAGUGCAUUCUUCGUGAAUUACCAAUGUUACAUGCUCUCACACUUGAGACAUACUUAACAUUUGUAUAUAUAAUUGCCAUUCGCCGCACAAGUAUACUCGUGGCGAGUGUGACAAACGCGACGCGUUUGUUGCAAGAGUAUACUUAUUGAUUAGUAUUGUUUUCGUUGAAAUAUUGUUACAUGAUAAGAUUACGGUGAAAGAGUGUUAAUGCCAUCGCGCAAAAAUGGAUUCGUAUAAUUACAGUAGGAAUGACCUGUCAGAGAUGUAUCUGACGUUUACCAAUUUGCCCGAAGACGAGAAUGAUCGUUUGAUCUUCGACUUGGAUUCUUCGGUCACCAGGCGAAGUAACAUUUUAACAAGCCGCGGUUGCGAACCAGCCAAGAAGAAAUGUUCGCUCGGUGAUGAAAGCGAGGAGAUUGACGGCACCGGAUGGUCGGACAAACCUAUUAGAAACUGGUGUCAAGAGGAAACGAUAAAUUGGCUUAUGUCAGCCGCAUCAUACAUGGGUCAACCUUACAGUUCUAUUCAACACAGCCUCGCCGUAUCUGGGAAAGAAAUUGUUAACUUUACGCGACAGGAUUUCAUCAACCACGAUCCUAUAUACGGAGAUCGAUUGUACGAUCUUCUUCACUCGCAACAAACAUCAAACUUAUUGCCACCAUUUGAUACCAUUCAGCCGCAGUCGGAAGAUGAAUAUGCGCGAAUCAGUUCUAAUAACAUAUCUGAUGCAGAGUCAGAUAACAGUGUCGAAGUCGUGACGAAGAGAUUGCCUGGCAGACCAAGGGUAUUAAAAACCAAAAAGAAUCCUACCAGUCAAGGAAAAUUGUGGGAAUUUAUUAGAGAUUUACUACGCAAUAGAGAAACAUGUCCUAGUUUAAUCUGUUGGGAAGAUUACUCACAAGCUAAAUUUCGUUUCGUAAAAAGUGAUGAAGUAGCAAAACGAUGGGGUUCACGGAAAGGAAAUACAAAGAUGACUUAUGAAAAGCUUAGUAGAGCUAUGAGGUACUAUUACAAAAGCAAAAUAUUUCUACCAGUGCUUGGUCGAAGGUUGGUAUAUCAAUUUGGACCAAACGCGAAAGGAUGGCAAACGGAUAAUCCAAAUUUCCGACACUGAAACGAUGCCAUUGAGAAAGAGGAAAUGUAAAAUACAAGAAUGUUAUCUAUUGUUAAGAAUCAUUGUUAAUGACUCUUUAUAUGCUUGUUGUACUUUAAAUGGCGACAAAUAUGGCUAUUAUAUCUUUCACAGCCGAAGACGUGAUAUAACAGGACGAAUCAUAAUGAUUAAAAGAGGAAAGAUAAAGUCUGAAGAAAAGGAAAUUUCAGUUUUUUCCUUUUAUAACAUUCACGUUAACACUUUGCGCUCCGUCCUAUCAUAAUUUUAUGUCUACAAUAUCAAAACUGAUCACGUGAUAAUUAUUGAAAAAAUGUGAGAUGCUAAAAAUAAUUAUUUAAGGAUAGAUAAGGCAUUCUAAAAAUAAAACCACGAAGAAUCGCACUUUUUUUUUAUAAAAAGGUAGAAAGGAAAGUUGCAGAACUUUUUCAUAAAGAAACCAUUCCUUCUCCA